AUGACUGCGCUGGCAUUGGUGCAGCAGUCGCUGGCCUCCUGUCCAGAUCAGCCAGCCCUACGCUUCCUGACCACAGACAGAACACUGGGGUGCCUGACAUAUCGCCAGGUGUGGCAGCUCAGUGGCCUCAUCGCCGACCGUUUGCAAGGAGGUGUCCUGGGUGUCGCCAUUGAUGAUGGGCCAUACCUGGCCCUUGCAGAGCUCGCAGGAUGGAGAAGGGGCAUGGUGCUGGUGCCACUGGACCCACACGAUCCGGUUUCCCGCCUCAGCCAUGUGGCCAAAGAGUCGCAAGCAACUUGCCUCGUCACGAAAGACUGGGGCGAUGCCAAGAAGCUCGCAGAGGUCGGCCCGGUCUUGGACCUGAGCAAGGAAGUUCCCUUGAGCUCAGAGUUUGGCUCUCUCGAGUCUCAGCCCCUCACGGCCCUGGACCCGACCUCUCCGGCCUACAUGUGGUUCACAAGUGGCUCGACAGGUCAACCGAAAGGAGUUUUGAUCUCUCACCAGGCGUUCUGCAACUGGUGCAAAGUCAAGAAUCCGCCUCAGUCCAUCUGCUCAUCAAGUGUAGUGCUGAUUGCAUCGGCCUCGACCUUCGAUCCAUCUAUCGGAGACAUUUUUGCAACCUGGGCCGUUGGGGGUGCUGUGGCCGUGGCACCCCGUAUGCUGUUCUUUGCAAACCUGGGCUGGGCCAUCGACCGUCUCGAGGUAACACACGUAACCUGCACUCCAUCUCUAUGGCAGUCUCUUGAGAAUGGCAUGGAUUUGCCGAGUCUCACUAGCGUUUGCCUUGGAGGGGAGCGCGCCCCUCAACCUUUGCUCGAUCAGUGGGCACCGGCCCUUCAACUCUUGAACACUUAUGGAACGACAGAGUGCACGGUUUGGCAGACCCUACGCCACAUGCUGCCUGGAGAUCGUGCGACAUUGGUGGGGCGCCCCUAUCCUGGCAAUGAGGUGCGGAUCUUCGAACGUGACGGAUUGGCAUUGCAGAAGGACGAGGAAGUUGGUGAGAUCGUUCAGGGCGGUGUCCAAGUGGGCAUUGGAUACCACAACCGACCGGAACUCACAGCUGCAAAGUUCGUUGAGCUCCCGAACCUGCCGGGCAGAUGGUAUCGAACCGGCGAUGGUGGGCGGCUUUUGGAUGGAGAGCUUGAGGUUAUGGGGAGGUUCGACAACCAAGUCAAAAUUCGUGGAAUGCGCGUCGAGCUUGGUGAAAUUGAGUCGGCGGUCGUGCAGACUUCGUCUGGUAUCAUCGCCAACUGCUCGGUGAAGCUUCGUGACGGCUUCUUGGUGGCCUACUGCCAGGUGUCUGUCGAUGCGGCUGUCAUGUUGCAUGAGCCCUACUGCGUGCUGCCGGUGGUCAGCGACUUCCUUCUCACGCGUUCCAGCACGGAGCUGCCGCGGCACAUGCUUCCGAGUCGAUUCGUGCUGAUGCAGCGACUCCCUCUGACGCAGAAUGGGAAGGUUGACUCAAAAGCCUUGCCGGAGAGCGUGGACGUCUCCUGCACGUCGUCGUCAUCUCUGACAGCUCUCGAGCGCGUGGUGGCCGGCGUGUGGGAGGAAGUGCUGAAGCGGUCGGGAGUCGGGCCGAACGACCACUUCCUCGCACUGGGAGGGCAUUCCAUGUCGGUGCUGCAGGUCUCCCGGCGCCUGGUUGCAUUGGCCACCGCUGCCGGGCAAGAUGCGAGCCCCGCGAGCCCUCUGGGCAUCAUCCUGUCCCCAGAGAAGCUGAUCCACUCGCCCCGGCUACGAAUCUACUGCCAGAUGCUGGCUCGAGGUGGCGUCCGCUUCCCGGGCACGGAUGCUUGUAUGGAGGAGAAGAUCAGCGAGGAGGACGUUGCGGAACUGCGGAUCAAUUACGUGAAGCACAAGGUCCAGCGCGGCGAUCGAGAUCCUGAGCUGGACCAUGGUGCGUGGGAGCAAGUUCCCGAAGACACCGCCGAGCAGCUGCUCUGCCGUGCCGCUGAGGCCGGCCUCGUGCCUCUGGUACGCUUGCUGCUUCGGGAAGGGGCGCCUGUGGAAGGAGGCACAUUACAUGGACACUAUGCCAGACACGGCUCGACGCCCUUGAUUCUGGCUGUGAUGGGGAACCACGUAUGCUGCGCUGAAGAGCUGCUCCAGCACCGCGCACAUCCACAGCAACGGGAUGCCCAUGGCACGCCUACGCUUCUCAAAGCUGCAGAGCGCUGUGGCCAGCGGAUGGUAGAGUUGCUGCUCGAGGUGAUGCUGGAGCUGAUUGGCUGGACCGCUGGAAUCGAACAGCACUUCACUGGGCGGUCUUCCACGGCCAUGUGGAGGUGUGUCAGGUGUUGGUGGAAGCUGGUGCACGAACCUCUGGCACUGUGGGUGAACAUGCUGGUCGAUUCUUCAUUGCUACAGCUGAAGCAGGCUGCAUCCUUCGUGACUCCACGGGCACUCGCCACAGAGCGAUUUCCAGAUGGCGGGCCGAUCCGCGAACUGUUGGACAGCAAGGAGAGGCGAUUGCAGGAAGAGGAGCGAUUGCGUCAAGAGGAGUUGCUGAAGCGGCUGGAAACUUCGGGGAGCAUUUGCGCCGGAAUUGCAGGUGUGAAUGGCCGGUGUCAUGGCGAGAUGCUACUUCUGGAGGCGGACGAUUGUCGACGCACCUACUGGGUGGCCUCGGGCAAGCGUGAGCCCUCGCAGUAUUGGUUCUCGGGGCCUUCCUUAGCGUCACCACGCUGGAACUGUAGUGCUGCUUGUUUGGGUGAUGGGCGGAUUCUGGUGGCGUGGCACCCGGUGAAGCAAACCGCAGAAGCCUGGGUCGUGGACAUCGUGACUGGAGAGGUGUCUUUUGGACCGACGAUGCCACGGGCAGGCUGCGCUGCGGUCGCCUUGCCGCUUCCCAUUCAAGAUGAGGAGCCAGAGCUCGAUGGGGAAGACGAGGACCAGGAAGAGGAGGUUUGGAUGCCCUGGGUCAUGGUCAUCGGUGGCUAUGGCGCAGAUGCUGGACAGAGCACGGAGGUCCUGAGUGUCCAGCAGUACAAGCGGUGGCACCAGCCAGUGACAUCGAAUGAGAAGGAUGAUGACACAGGUGGCGGUGAUCAUUGGGGUGACGAAAAAGAUGCAGAGCAGGAUCAGAACAGGCAGACACGGCCCGGCCCGGACCAAAGCUCCGCUCACGGAGGGCCUGCUGUGCUGCAGCGAUGUAUGGCGAAAGGCACCUCAUCGUUGCUGGUGGGUGGUGCACUCAGACGCGUUGACAAGGGCGUAGGAGUGAUGGGGAGCUUAGGUGUCAACUCCACCGAGAUACUCGAUUUGUUCCAACUCAAGUCAGUUGCCUAUGCUUCCGACUGUCGAAAGGAGUGCAGCCUUCCUGAAGACUGCAGAGCCGACGGAAGUCAGGCCACAGCUUUUGUCGGCAUCACUUUGAUCAAGCUGAAUGCUUACCUUUCCAGGCGGACGAGCUUGAACAGCGAGAACGAAGACGAGGCCAGUAAUGGCAGUGCAGCAGUGAUGGGCACUGAGAUCCGUAUCAAUCAGUAUACAUGGCCACGAAGAGGAGGAAAUGCUUUCCAUCUCAUGGCGAGUCAGCCACUGAUAGCAUGUUGGAGGGCUGCUUGCGGGCACGGAGUAGUUGGACUGUGCUUGGAGCUUUGGUUGUCCGGCAUGGUGGUCGCAGGUUCGCAAGAUCGUAGCCGCAGCCCCCGGAAAGCCGACGACGCGAAGAUCAUCGAUGGGCGCCGCAUUGCUGCAGCCUUGAGUGAAGAUGUGAAGGCGGCUACCACGGAGCUCUAUGCCAAGUACGGCGUGACCCCAGGCCUCGCCAUCAUCGAGGUGGGAAAUCACAGCUUCGGCCAGCUCAUUGAUUGCAUGAGGCCAGAGAAAAUGGACGACCAGAAGAUCAAUUUGUCCAACUUCGCAGAGCUGAAAGCAAAGAUGGCCGAGAGAUGCGGCAUGCAUGCACAGAUCUUGCGUUUCAGCGAGACUGUACAGCAAAGCCGGCUGCUGAAGAUCAUCAGCGACCUGAUGGCGGAUGACAGCAUCCACGGCAUUGUGGUCGAGCUUCCCUUGCCACAACAUUUGAACGAGGUCGCCAUCCUGCAAGCCAUCGGUCCAGCAAAGGAUGUGGACGGCCUGUCCUUCUCCAACAUGGGCCGUGUCCUGGCUGCAGGAGGCUACAAGUUCGGAGCAGAGCCAGAGGCACGACCCACUGUGCCAAUGGGCGUGAUGGAGCUCCUCCUCCGUUCCCAGGUAGAACUCCACUCCAAGCAUGCAGUGGUGCUGGGCCGCUCCAGCACCGUGGGGUCUCCCAUCGCCGCGCUGCUCACCGCCCACGACUGCACUGUCACGACGUGCCACAGUCAAACCGCCAACUUGCAGGAGCACGUCCGGCAAGCGGACAUUUUGAUUUCCUGUGCUGGACGUCCGGGCCUGGUACGAGGCGACUGGAUCAAGCCCGGUGCGGUGGUGAUCGAUGUUGGUAUGAAUGUCGUCCCUGAUGCUCAGAAAGGCCAGCGCAUGGUUGGGGAUGUUUGCUUCCAGGAGGCCUUGCAGAAAGUCUCCAAGAUAACGCCAGUGCCAGGGGGUGUGGGCCAGAUUUCCUUUGCCAUUCUCCUGCGAAAUGUACUGAACUUGGCCCGUCGGGCCAUGAGCCUUACAAGGAUAGGUAUCGGCCCAAGUGGACACGAGAUGUUCAGGUGUGCGGACACAUUGCGGUUUCCGGAUAUUGGAUUGAAGGUUCCCCGAGUGCUUCUGCCACGGAAAGGCCUCGACCUGACCAAGUGGUGCGUUGUCGCAUGCGACCAGUACACGUCCCAGCCGCAGUACUGGAAAGACGUCAAGCAGCUUGUCGGAGACUGUCCGUCCACACUGAACUUGAUAUUUCCGGAGGUGUACCUGGGUGAUGCAAAAUCAAAUCAACAGAUCAUCCGCGGCAUCAGGGACAAAAUGCACGAGUACGACAGAGACCGCAUUCUGGUUCCGCAGCAUCCAGGCUUUGUCCUGCUGGAUCGGAAGACUCCCGUUGUCUCCAGUCGGAAGGGUCUGUUGGUUGCCCUGGAUCUGGAAAUGUACAGCUUCGCGAAGGGCUCCCAAAGCUUGAUUCGUCCCACCGAGAAGACGAUUCCUGAACGGCUCCCACCGCGCAUUGCUAUUCGGGAGCAGUCGCCCCUCGAGCUGCCUCACAUUCUUGUGCUCAUUGACGACCCGAAGAAGACAGUGAUCGAGCCACUGUUCGACCGAUGUGCUGACUUCCCCAAGCUCUACGAUUUCGAGCUGAUGAAAGGCAGCGGACAUCUGAAGGGAUAUCAUGUGGCACAGAGUGACGCUGUGGAAGGGGUGGUGCGGGCACUGCGGGCUUUAGCCAACCGAGAAGCCUUUGUGGAACGCUAUGGUGCCAGCAAAGACCAAGAGGUGAUUCUUUUCCCAGUGGGCGAUGGAAAUCACUCGCUAGCCACAGCUAAGCAGUGCUGGGAGAACCUCAAGAAGAAGGGGGCAGAUCCCGAGGAUCAUCCAGCGCGCCACGCGUUGGUGGAGCUGGUCAACAUCCACGACCCAGGAAUGACUUUUGAGCCCAUCCACCGAUUAGUUUUCAACGUUGAAGUCAAGAAGGCUUUGGCAGACUUCGAGAGGAAACUGCUUGAGCUUGGCUGUGGCCCUGUCCAGAUUUCAGACAGUAUGCGCAAUGCCCCCCAGCAGAAAGGCUCCCAGCACAUCGAGUUCCGGAGCAAGCACAGCAGCGGAGUUCUCACCGUCCUGAACCCCAGCCUUGUGCUUGAGGCGGCCACGCUCACAAGCUGGCUCGACCCUUUCCUGGCCGAAAACCCUAAGGCUUCAGUAGACUACGUGCAUGGCGAGGAGGUGAUUGCAGAAAAGACAGCGGAGGACGGAACUUUGGCUUUCCUUUUGCCUAUCAUGGACAAGAACGACCUGGUGAAGACGGUCGUUAAAGAAGGUGUGCUUCCCCGCAAGACUUUUUCGAUGGGAGCAGCGGAUGAGAAGCGCUUCUACUUCGAAUGCCAACAAAUCGUGCCCGAAUGUAUGUAUUUCAAGUCUGACUUCUUCAGACGCGGGACUGUUACUGUCCCGCUCCACGAUAAGUAG
Symbiodinium sp. CCMP2456 is the source of this 6054-nucleotide messenger RNA. The record is from the annotation of a GenBank genome assembly. Lineage: Eukaryota; Dinophyceae; Suessiales; Symbiodiniaceae.